Molecule: messenger RNA, 504 nt
Organism: Malassezia sympodialis ATCC 42132
Lineage: Eukaryota; Fungi; Basidiomycota; Malasseziomycetes; Malasseziales; Malasseziaceae
Product: nascent polypeptide-associated complex subunit family protein
Source: RefSeq, a predicted model, not a curated record
AUGGUCGUUGAUCAGGAGAAGCUCGCGAAGCUGCAGGCUGCUGCCCGCACUGGUGGCAAGGGUGCUCCCCGCCGCAAGAUUGUGAAGAAGCCCAAGGGUGCCGUCGCUGGCGGCGAGGACACGAAGCUCCAGGGCGCGCUGAAGAAGCUGGCCGUGCAGCCCAUGACCGGCAUUGAAGAGGUCAACAUGUUCAAGGAGGACGGCAACGUGCUGCACGUGGCCAACCCGAAGGUGCAUGGUGCCGUGGCGUCCAACACGCUCGCCGUGUACGGCAAGGCCCAGGACAAGGAGCUCACGGAGCUGGUGCCCGGUAUCCUGUCGCAGCUCGGCCCCGAGUCGCUCGCGAGCCUCCGCAAGCUUGCGGAGAGCUACCAGGCGAUUAGCGCCCAGCAGGCCGGCGCGCAGAAGGGCGAGGAUGCCGACGGCAUCCCCGACGUGGACGGCAACUUUGACGAGGUCGACGGCAAGGCCCCCGAGUCGACGGAGGUGGACCAGCUCGACUAA